CCCAAAACCCUGUCGCUUUUGCCAAAAACCCUAAAUUCGUCUCUGCUUCACUGAAACACAGAAGAGUGGCCAUCUUUCCUUCUCCGCUCCAGUGGACACCAUGAGAAAGCCCAAAUCCAAGUUCUUCCGCAAGCAGAACCGACUCUCGGAGGUCAACGAAAUCGACCUUCUCAACUCAUGGAUCGAAUCGCAGAAGCCGGAAUCCGGCUCCAACCCAUUAGCUCUUCCUCCUCUUCGCUCCGGCGAACCCGUUGGCCGACUCGACGGAGCGGCGUCGUUCUCGCGCUACUCGGGGGUCACCAUGUUCGACCAGUUGCCUAUUUCUCAGAAGACGAAGGAUGGUUUGAAGGAGUCCAAAUACAUUAAGAUGACUGACAUUCAGAGGGCGGCUUUGCCUCACGCACUCUGCGGUAGGGACAUUCUCGGUGCGGCGAAAACGGGUUCUGGGAAAACUCUUGCGUUUAUUAUACCGGUUUUGGAGAAACUGUUCCGAGAGAGAUAUAACCGCGAGGAUGGAGUUGGCAGCAUUAUUCUGUCUCCCACAAGGGAAUUAGCUAAUCAAACUUUUGAUGUAUUAAGAUCAGUUGGAAGGCACCAUAAUUUUAGUGCUGGUCUUCUAAUUGGUGGUCACAAAGAUGUAGACAUGGAGAAAGAGCAUGUGAAUGAUAUGAAUAUAUUGGUCUGCACUCCUGGACGUCUUCUGCAGCACAUGGAUCAGACUGUAAAUUUUGAUUGCUCACAACUUCAGGUUUUGAUCCUUGAUGAGGCAGACCGCAUUCUUGAUGUGGGUUUUAAGAAAGCUGUAAAUGCGAUCAUUUCGCAGCUGCCAAAGAAAAGGCAAACCUUUCUCUUCUCUGCAACUCAAACAAAAUCUGUUCAAGACCUUGCAAGACUCAGUUUAAAGGAUCCAGAGUACCUCAGUGUGCAUGAGGAGUCUGAUACAGCCACUCCUACAAGUUUGAACCAACGGGCAACUAUUGUUCCUCUAGACCAAAAGUUGGACAUGUUGUGGAGUUUCAUAAAGUCAAAUCUUAACUCCAAGAUCUUAGUGUUCUUCGCUAGUCGCAAACAGGUAACAUUUGUCUUUGAAGCAUUCAAAAAGCUCCGUCCUGGAAUACCCUUGAAGUGCCUUCAUGGAAAAAUGAAGCAGAUAAAAAGAAUGGCUAUAUAUUCACAUUUCUGUGAGGAAAAACGAUCCAUUCUAUUCUGCACUGAUGUAGGUUCAAGAGGCCUUGAUUUUAACAAGGCUGUUAACUGGGUUGUUCAGGUGGAUUGCCCAGAUGACAUAAAAACAUACAUACACAGAGUUGGACGGACAGCUCGUUAUGAGUCAUGCGGGAAAUCAGUUAUGUUUCUUUUGCCCUCGGAAACAAUAAUGCUCGAUAAAUUGCGAGAAGAGAAAAUACCCAUAAAAACGUAUAAGGUAAAACAAGAGAGACUGCAACCAGUUUCAGGGCUGUUGGCGGCUUUGCUAGUCAAGUAUCCAGAGUUGCAGUCUAAAGCUCAAAGGGCUGUUACAACAUAUGUACGGUCUAUUCUUAAAAAUAGGGACAAAGAGAUUUUUGAUGUGAUGAAAUUGCCUAUUGAUCAGUUUUCAGCAUCACUUGGUCUUCCAUUAACUCCAAAACUGCGUUUUCUAAAUCAAAAAAUCAAGAAAGAGAAAAUAUUAGGAAAACCUUCUGUUAUUGAACCAGAAGAUUCUACUGAUGAUGAGGAGGAUGAAUUGGAUCGUCCUGGAGAAGAACUUGAUAUUGGUGAAUUCAAGACAAAGGAAGUGGAUACCGAUGUGCUUCUCAUAGACAACACCACAAAUGAGGAUGGUUCAGCAAGCAAAAUUGCAGAUGUCAUACCAGCAACUCGAGUUUUGAAGAAAAAGAAGUUGAAGAUCAAUGUCCAUCGACCGGUGGGAACCAGAGUUGUCUUUGAUGAGGAGGGCAACACACUACCUCCACUUGCAAGGGUAGCUAACAUGAAGAAUGGUGGUGAUUCAGCACUGCUUGAUCAGGAAAAGAAGAAAGAAUUUUACAAAAAUUUGAGGGAAGAGAUGAAGCUUGCAGACAAGGAAGACAAGCUUCUCGAACGCCACCGUCUCCAAGAAAAGAGAACCAAGGAGAAGAUGAAGAGAAAGGGUAGAAUGGAAGAGGAAGAAGAAGAUGGCGAGGACUCUGAUGAAGACGACUCUGGGAAGAAGGGUGCUAAAAGAUCAAAGAAGUACUUCGAUAGCGAAAGUGAUGGAGAAGAAAAUGAGGGUAAAGCUGUUAUUAACACUGACUCAAUAUCUUUACAGGAGCAAGAAGCUUUGGCUCUCAAAUUGCUAAGCUCCAUGAACAAAAUUUAAGAGUGAAACAUGGAUUGGUAAAACCUAACUCUGCCCAAUCCAACCAAUUUUGUCAACAUGAAUUUACCUUUUGAGUUGUACCAUUUGAAUUUUGUUAAUAUACUUAAUUUGUUAAUUAAAGUUUUUAUAAUUAAUAGAAAGUUCUUUGAUACGGACAAGUUGUAUCUUCCUUUUAGUAAAAUAGAAAGAUGAGUGUUCAAGUUUGCUUUUCA
Molecule: messenger RNA, 2550 nt
Organism: Humulus lupulus (European hop)
Lineage: Eukaryota; Viridiplantae; Streptophyta; Magnoliopsida; Rosales; Cannabaceae
Product: DEAD-box ATP-dependent RNA helicase 32
Exons: 8
Coding region: 101-2338 (745 amino acids)
Biological process (GO): rRNA processing
Cellular component (GO): nucleus
Molecular function (GO): ATP binding; nucleic acid binding; RNA helicase activity
Source: RefSeq, a predicted model, not a curated record